AUGUCACAACUGCAGAGUCAACGAUCACCCUCACUGGCGGGUCGAGCACCGUCAACAUCUUUACGCUCUCUCUCAACAGAGCGUCAACGCUAUGAUGAGACACUCGCAAUGUAUGCUAUUAGCGGUACCGCCCGGGCAAUGGAGUAUGAUGGGGAACGACGUGUAUGGACAGCAGAGGCUGAUGGACACCUUAUUGUUCGCGCCCCUCCUCGUGGUGAAAUACUUUUUGAGGUGAAGGCACGAGAAGGUGCUUUUUGUACCGUAUUACGGUCUGUUUCAGCGAAACGAAUGUGGGCAGCUUUUUCAGAUGGAUUUAUUUGUUGUUAUAGUACUUCAAAUGGAUCAAUGGAACGUGAAUUCGUACAACAUGAUGGCGCCGUACUUUGCAUGGCAUGUUCUAAAAAAAGUGAUUAUGUGUAUAGUGGAGGAGAAGAUUGGAAAGUUUAUCAGUGGUCCAAGUCUUCAUGUACGUACGUCCGACUUUUUUCUGGGCACACGAAUUCUGUUAGAUGUGUACUUGUAGUAACUGCUUCUAAUGAUCCUUUAUCCAUAUCUUCUGAGGAAAAAUCACCUCAGCAAGUGCAGGGUGAUGAUGAAAAAGACGUAGACGACGCUGAAGGUGAUGAGUCAGGCUUUGACGAAUAUGUUCUCUCUGGUAGUGAUGAUUCAACUAUUAGGAUAUGGAACCCUAGAGCACCGCUACAAAUUGAAAAAAAUGUGGCAUGUGUAGCAACACUACGCGGUCAUCAAAACUCUGUACGUACAUUAGAAAUAUAUCCUCGCACCAAAGAAUUGUGGUCAGGAGGUGAUGAUUGCACAGUUCGUGUCUGGGAAUGGCGUAAUAAAGAUGAACGCGGUUGUGUUGCCGUCUUAGAAGGUCAACAUACCGCUCCUGUUACCGCUAUUGUACAUGUAGCCCCACGUAUGUGGAGUAGUGGGAAAGAUGGUAAUGUUGUUGUUUGGGAUGCACGUGAGCAUACACCUGUGCGUCGCUUUCAACCUGGUGUACGUCCUAUAUUCUCCAUGUUACGUCUAUACCGUUCAACUCACUGGACGGUGUGGGUGGGUGGACCAGAGGGUGUUAUUCACGCUGUGCACGCUGUUGGAGAAGAUCAUGAUGUUGAUGUAAAACUUCAACGCUAUGAGCGUCGCUUUAGGCAGGGCAAGAAUAAGUAUGAUAGACUGCAAGAAAAGGCAUGGAAUCAGCAAGAGCACAUGAAUAAACUUGAAAAACGUAAUAGAAUACUUGAAGAAAAUCUACAACUUCUUAACGAACAACAAGAAAAAGAUUAUGGGGUUGAAAGCACUAUGACUCCUGAAAAACACAAAACGCUAUUGGAUAAUCGAUUAGUAGAAAUAAAUAAUUUAAAGGCAACUGUAGCGCGUCUAGAAGCUCAGCGAAAGGCUAGCGAAAACGCUCUUAAUAAGGCAACAUCUCUAAGCAGGGAGAAGGACAAAACUAUUGCAAGACUAACUAACGAGCUUUCCGAGAAGGAACACGAGAUACAACAAAUGGAAAGGCAACUUGAAAUGUUAAUGACGCGUCAGGGUUCAGUUAACACAGAAAAUGAAACUGAACUUGCCUAUAAGGAGCUUUUACUACAGGAAGCUCGUGAAACUAUUACUCGUAAAAACAGCGCAUUUGAUGCAUACAGAGAAGAAGUAGAAAAACAACAGCUCAUGGAUAAGAUAGAACGUGAUACGCUGCGACGUCAACUUCUAGAAGCUGAAAACUAUAAAGAGUUGUAUGAGGCAAAAGAUGAUGCUUUGCGUGAAGCUUUUGAACAGUUGGAUGAACUACAACGUAAACUUGAAGGUGAACAAUUGUAUGUAAACGAACUUUUGCAUGAAUUAGCACAACAUUCGCAGAAACAGUCUAGCCCAUCUCGUGAUCAAACCCCAUAUAAAAGCAACAGUAACACUUAUACACCAACUAAAGAACAAUCACAAAGAAACAAUUUUUACAAACGACUACCGGGCACACAAUGGGCAAAAGUUUGCAACACUCACCCAGAAGUACUACAAGACACUCUCAUCGCAGAAAUAACAGAAGUCGUCGCUAGUACUACAGCUGUUGUUACAGAAUUAACUUACGCAUCAUCAAAUAACUGUCUCUUGCUUGAAGUUGCAUUAGAACACAACCAAACUGAAGAAAGACAUUUACAAAAAGUUAUCAACAGCUACCACUUCCCACAAACAAUCACUCUACACAAUAGUUUAACAAAACAUUCUCCUGAAAAAUCUAAUCAGUUAGGUCAACAUCAAUCCGAACAAGAAACAAUCCUGCUUGAAGAAAAGAAAAAAAUAAAAUCAGAACGCGACGAAGCACUGGAACAGCUCAAAGAGGCAGUCAAAGAACUGGAAGAACUACAUAGUGCACAGCAAAAGGCUGAAGAAGAGCGAGCGAGGAUUGCGCCACUCUCAGCGCACUCCAAGAGUCCACAACCGCGCACGGGAAGUGGAUUCUCACAGAGAGGCUCUGCAUCCCAUGACCCCGCCCAGGCACCCCUGUACAGCAUCACUGCCCAGGAGUAUGAAAGUGUCGUUGCCGAGAAGAAGAAGGCGGAAACAGAGAGGGAU
Trypanosoma theileri is the source of this 2580-nucleotide messenger RNA. RefSeq lists its product as uncharacterized. The transcript has a single exon. Lineage: Eukaryota; Euglenozoa; Kinetoplastea; Trypanosomatida; Trypanosomatidae. Gene Ontology annotation, biological process: intra-Golgi vesicle-mediated transport; intracellular protein transport; endoplasmic reticulum to Golgi vesicle-mediated transport. The annotation marks the transcript as partial. The record is from RefSeq and is a predicted model, not a curated record. Gene Ontology annotation, cellular component: COPI vesicle coat. Gene Ontology annotation, molecular function: protein binding.